This is a messenger RNA of Drosophila nasuta, 3072 nucleotides long. It is a transcript of the gene Pka-R1, whose product is annotated as protein kinase, cAMP-dependent, regulatory subunit type 1. The transcript has 5 exons. Bases 725 to 1858 code for a protein of 377 amino acids. Lineage: Eukaryota; Metazoa; Arthropoda; Insecta; Diptera; Drosophilidae. The record is from RefSeq and is a predicted model, not a curated record. Gene Ontology annotation, cellular component: cytosol; cAMP-dependent protein kinase complex. Gene Ontology annotation, molecular function: protein kinase A catalytic subunit binding; cAMP binding; cAMP-dependent protein kinase inhibitor activity. Gene Ontology annotation, biological process: negative regulation of cAMP-dependent protein kinase activity.
GCACUACUAAGCAAAAAACAACAAAAACAACAACUGCAAAGUUUACGUGCGUGAAAAAUUUAGUUAAGUUUUCUAUGAAAAAACAGUAUUUCGCAACUAUACAAAGUAAUUAAAAGCGUUCUGAAUGCUGCAGGAAACGGCCAGGCAAUCAAUAAUAAACGGCAGCAUUGAGCGCAGCACUGAUAAACGCAAGUGGAUCGCAAAAGUGAAAACAGUGCCAAAAAGCCAACAGUAAAAAAAUCAAAAGCAACAGCAAAACGCAAAAGCAAAAGAAAAAGCAGCUGCAAACGCAAAGAAAAAGCUAUACAUCCCAUAUACAUACUUACAUGCAUACAUAUGUACAUACACAAGUGGUGCUCGCGGUGCACUUGACGCCCUGUGUUCAAUAAGUUAUUUUACUUGAUUUUCCUGUAGUGUAUAGAGUUGUUGCAAUUCGGGCAGCGCAGCUUACCACGGUCAACACACCACAGUCAACACACAUAAACAAACUCACGCACACUUCGCUCCGUAUAUAAUAAUAACGUUGUGUUUAUUGCGUAGCGUAAAGAAAGAAAAACCUGCAACAACGUCGUCUUCUUCACAUUCGCAAUCUGCUGCUGCUCCAACGCCGACUUCGAGACAUCGACGCAGCCUUCAACUCAAACAGCCACAUUCACGCACACACACCCAUUAACACUCGCACACACAUUCACGCAUACAUACGCAGCCGAGACGCGUCGUACACAUGUCGUACAUGAUGGCCAAGACUUUGGAGGAGCAGAGCUUGCGGGAGUGCGAACACUACAUACAAACGCAUGGCAUCCAGCGAGUACUCAAAGACUGCAUCGUCCAGCUGUGCGUCUGUCGCCCCGAGAAUCCGGUGCAAUUCCUGCGCAACUAUUUUCAGAAACUCGAAAGGGAACAAGUGAAACUGGAUGCCAGCAAACAGGUGAUCAGCCCAGACGAUUGCGAGGAUCUCAGUCCAAUGCCACAAACAGCUGCACCGCCGGUGCGCAGGCGCGGCGGCAUCUCCGCCGAACCGGUGACCGAAGAGGAUGCCGCCAACUAUGUUAAGAAAGUCGUACCCAAGGAUUACAAGACAAUGAACGCCCUGUCCAAGGCCAUAGCCAAAAAUGUGCUCUUUGCUCACUUGGAUGAGAGCGAACGCUCCGAUAUAUUCGAUGCCAUGUUUCCCGUUAAUCACACGGCUGGCGAGAAUAUCAUACAGCAGGGUGACGAAGGCGACAACUUCUAUGUCAUCGAUGUGGGCGAGGUGGACGUGUUUGUCAACUCUGAGCUGGUGACCACGAUCAGCGAGGGCGGCAGCUUUGGUGAGCUGGCUCUCAUCUAUGGCACGCCACGAGCUGCCACAGUGCGCGCCAAGAGCGAUGUCAAGCUGUGGGGCAUCGAUCGCGACUCCUAUAGACGCAUUCUGAUGGGCUCGACCAUACGCAAGCGCAAGAUGUACGAGGAGUUCCUGUCACGCGUCUCCAUACUGGAGAGUCUGGACAAAUGGGAACGCCUCACCGUUGCCGAUUCGCUGGAGACGUGCUCCUUCGAGGAUGGCGAGACAAUUGUGAAGCAGGGCGCCGCUGGCGAUGACUUUUACAUCAUACUCGAAGGCUGUGCCGUGGUGCUCCAGCAGCGCUCCGAGCAGGGUGAAGAACCCGCUGAGGUGGGACGUCUGGGCUCCAGCGAUUACUUUGGUGAGAUUGCCCUGCUGUUGGAUCGACCACGCGCAGCUACCGUUGUUGCUCGUGGUCCGCUCAAGUGCGUCAAGCUGGACAGAGCGAGAUUUGAACGUGUUUUGGGUCCCUGUGCUGACAUUCUGAAGCGCAACAUUACGCAGUAUAACAGUUUCGUUUCAUUGUCCGUCUAAGACGCCGCCGCCGCAGCCACAAGCACACCACAUCAAAUAGCAACAUCAACAACAACAACAACGCAACUCGCAUGCCAACCACAACAACAUCAAAACGCUCAGAAGAAAACAAAAAAAGGAACAUAAAACUUAAACAUUAAACAUUUAAAUGUGUAAAGAAGAAAUCGAUGAUGAAGCCCCAAUGGAAGAUUGAGUUGAGCUCAAUGAUCAGGAGGAAAAACGGGGGCUGUUGGAGGAUUUAGGGACGGGGAGUUAAUGGGGCGUAUUUACAAUACCAAUACCAAUACCAAUAUGUUAAUUACGUAUAUGAAUUCUGUAUGUUGUGCUGAAGUUACAUAUGUAUUUGUGUAAUGUGUGUGUUUCUUUCUGUGUACGAGUUGUGGCAUGUUCCACAAGCAGCAGCAGCAGCAGCUACAGCACCUGCAACAUGUUGCACUUUCAAUUUGAAACGAAACUGUAUAACACUUUUUGAAUACUUUCUUUCUUUUCCAAGCGGAACAUGCUGCCAAAAGCAAAAAAUACAAAACAUAAAAAAAAACAACAAAACAAAAAAACAAGUACUAUGUAUAACAAUUAAUUAAUACAUUUAAUUUAAAUAAUCAUUGGAGAUCUGAAUGUUUUUUACAACAACCUCAAGCAACAACUACAAAAAACCAAAAACCUAAAUAUAAUUGAAUACAUAUGAAUGUAAAGUUAGCUAUAACACACACAAACACACACACGAGCAUGCUGAGUUUACUGUUAUAUAUGCAAGGAUGAACAAGAAUAGAGAGAGAGAGAGAACGAAGAAGAGAGAGAGAGAAAGUGAGCAACAACAGCAAAAAAAACUGCAACAAAAUUGUUUAAUAUUUAGUUAAAUUAUUUUUAAAAACCAACAAGCAAACAACAAAGUUCGCACAUAAAACGGAAAUAUAAACAAAUUGAGAGUGGAAAUGAAAACAACAAAAACAAUGUGUGCAAUUUGUUUAAUUGUAAUUGAAUAAUUAUUUGUAUUCUUUGCGUUUGUUUUGCAUUUGUUAAUAACAGAAUUUGUGCUUAUGUUGGCAAGUGUUGUUAUACAUGCCCUCCCUCUAAAUGAUUUAACUGUUAUACUCUGUUAUACCAUACAUAUACGCCGCAUAACCAAACUGGCAUUUUUUCUAACAACUGCCACAAAAACAAAAAAAAAACUAAACUAAAACAGCAAAACACACAAACAAAAAUCACACAAUAAA